Papaver somniferum (opium poppy) is the source of this 2327-nucleotide messenger RNA. RefSeq lists its product as uncharacterized. The record is from RefSeq and is a predicted model, not a curated record. Lineage: Eukaryota; Viridiplantae; Streptophyta; Magnoliopsida; Ranunculales; Papaveraceae. The coding region runs from base 389 to 1969 and encodes 526 amino acids. The transcript has 4 exons.
UUUUUGCCACCUAAACUACAAAGAAAACCCAUAAAAUGAGUGAAAUUUCAUCUCAAUACGAUAGACCCUUAGAGAGAUCUGAAGCCUCAGGUUGGGAGUGAUGUGGACUGAGUGGAGUUACUCUCCAGCUAACAAGUGUAAUUUUUUAUGUUCAUAUUUAUACUCCACCUACCCAAGUCCUAAGCCUUUAUUCACCCUAGUAAAUCAAAUCAGAUCCUUACUCUCUCAAUUGUUAGCUAGGGUUCUUCAAGCUUCAAAUUUCUAACAAGAAACCUUCAUUUCAAGUAAUUGGGGCUAACAACAACAAGGUACAUUAUAAUUAAGGGUUGUUUUCCUUUGCUUCUCUUUUAUUUUUUACUUUGGUUCCAUUUUUGCUGAUAUUAACACUAUGGGGUCAGUGAAAGUAGAUAGGAAAAGAAAAAAAAAGGGUAAUUUUAGUGGUGGUCGUGAUUUUGCUGAAUCUUCUAGACAAGCUGAAACAAGAUUUAAGUAUAGAUCUUGCUCUAAAAGUUUUACUUACCAGAAUAUCAUUUACAAGAAUACUACUUACAAGAGUCCUUCACAAAAGAAAUUUAGAAAGCAAAAACAAUUAUCUAGUAGUAGUAGUUGUUCUGACUCUUCUGAGGAGUAUGGUGGUGUUACUAGGAAGAAAUUAUGUUUCUCUAGUAGUAGUUCUGAUGAUUAUGGUGUUGUUUGGAAGAAAAGAUUUCAUGAUCAAAAAGAUAGUUCACGUAAAAGAGUUCAUAAGAGAAGAAAGGUGCGUAAUGAGGACAUAUUUGUGGGGGAUUGUGACUAUCUCAUGUACUUGAAAUUAUUGAACGGGGACAAGGAAAAGGAUAAAGAUGAUGGUGAAUAUGAAAAUGAUGCUAUUGUUGCUGAUGGUAAUAGCGAUGAUGACGAGGAUGGCGAAGAAAAUGAAGUUAUUCAUGUGGAUACGGACGGUGAUAUGCUGGACAUGAGUGGUAAUGGGACUGGUGUGGGGAAUGAGCUUACUCCUGAUGAUAGCAAUGGCGGGGAUGUCGAAGAAAAUGAGAAUAUUCAAGUGGAUGUUGGCAUGACUGUUGUUUCAGGUGAUGGAAUUGAUGUGGGGGAUGAGCUAGAUCCUGAGUACAAGAUGUUUUGCGAAAAUUUGAGGGAAGAUGGUGAAAUUUACAUCCUAGAGAUGGAGAGGGAGAAGGGGGGCUUUGAGCCAUCAGUACCAUCUAGUUGCACCAAGGGUAAGUCUAUGACAGUCAAUAAUUUUCACCCACUCCUUGAUGAAUGCAAGCAGGAACUGACAUCUACAGCUGAUGAGGGUUACUGUGAGUUUCUUAAAAUAAUUGGAGUAAUUGAUGGAUCCUUGAUUAUGAGAACAAAUGAUAUUAUUCCGCCAACUGGAAAACACAAGGUUACUUCGUCCGUUCCUGAAAAGUCUCCUAAAGAUGGUUUCCCUUGUAGUAAAAAUCAGCAAUGUGAAGAAGAGAGCAGGGGUACUAUAUCUGAUCCUGGAAAAGUUAUGAAAGAUGGUUUGUGCUACUGCAAAGACGCGGCGGAAGAACCACAUAAACCUCAGAAAUCCUGUGACUCACAGUUGCUUCCAAACUCUAAGACGGAUGGAGAUGAUCUGGGUACUGAUUGCUCCCGUUCGGAAUAUAAAAAAAGGCUUGAAGAAUGUAUAAACAUGCCAUAUGAUGAGAAGGAGUUUGCUGAUAAGUGGGAAUUAGCAUCCCGUCGCAAGGAGUGUGAACGAGUUAGUGAAACAGGUGGACAUUCUGUAUCAUAUGCCACUGAGAAAACAAGCCGUUCCUAUUUGGAUCUGCACCCUGAUCUUGCAGAAUUGGUUGAUCACGCUUUAGCACGUCUUGAUGGGUGUAGAGCAUUGUUGCUUUUACGUUGCUUAUUCUUCUAUACUGAGCAUAAGGCCGACGAAGGAGCAUUUAUACCGUGGAAAGACCCCUCGUUUGAGAAGAUGUUGUUGGACCCUGUAUAACAAGAAGUGCAGAAUGCUUGUUAGCUGAGGAGAUGUUGUUAAGUAAAGGGGGAAGACAACUUUACCUGACCACGUUAAAACAGUUUGCAAGUUGUAUUACUCUUGGCAGUAAAAUUUCCUUAGCAGGAAAAUAUCUAUAUUUUAAGACCGCCUUAAUCACAGUAGUCCAUUAGUUACAACUUAAGUAGCUAGUACUAAAAGAUGGAAGUAAUUUUUAUGCAACUUAGAUGGACAUAUUUCGUAAUUCUCUUUAGCUGUUUGAGAUGCUUUGAAGUCAUUUCGGGAUGGAAAAUAUAGAUAUCUCGCGUCUCAUAUCACUACAAACAAACUGGAAUAUAAAGUUUACCAGGUCUUUACA